AUGUCUUCACUCUUACCCGGCCACCUCCUCCUCCUCGUAGCAGAGCACGCAGACUUUGCCCAGAUCCAAGCCCUCCGAGCAACCUGCAAGACCAACCGCGCCCUGCUGGAUAGCUACCAGCACACCGUAACAAGAGUCAACACCGCCCGGUACCCCUGCGCACCACGCAACCACAUCCUCGCCUCCGACACCCGCGAGCGCGAGGUGCUCCCGAAAGACACCUUUGAUACCAUCCGAGAGCUAGAGACGCGGCACCGGCACAUUGAGGAUAUCGUCCACGGCUCAUACCUCGCCUUCUGGGAGGAGUACGGGCUCCAGGACGCGAACAAGGCGGACACCAUCCGCUCGAACCUCAAGAGAGCGCUCUGGCAGUGCUCGGCGAUCGCCGACUUGGAGACGCACUCGAUACGGUACAGGGACGACGUCGUCCCCCGCCGGGACCCUUGUGUGAAGUCGCUGAUCCAUCAGGAGAUUAUACUGCACGACGCGCCGCCACCCGAUGGCUGGCACCUGGCUUUGAGGGAGGUCCACGAGUCUAACCGCCAGGAUGUGCGGUUCCGUCAAAUCGCCCACGUCCGCAACGACCUCUCUACACAAGACCUCGCGGGCAUAGUAGUCCUCGCGCACCUCGCCAGUCAAGGGUAUCGGAGGUACAGGGCUCCCACGACGAACGGGCUGAGCCGGCCUGAGGUUAUCGAGAUGGGCGUGUGUAUGGCGGAGAACACCAUCCGCCACGGCGUCUUUUUCUUGUACAGCAAGGUAGUAGCGGGCGAGGAUGACGAGGACGGGCGGCACCACGCGAGGCUGCUUCUGGAUGAUACCUUUGAUGAGAUGCGGCGGUGGGAGGCGGGGGAUCCUAGUGUGCUUCCCGGUCUGACGAUGAGCGUCGCGUCUACGUUUUGCGCGAAGAUUGGGUGCGAGCACCGGGAUAUGCUGGAUGCUGCGUGUACGUUGUUGAGGGGGGAUGUGUGGCGUCCUGCGGCGGAGGAGGUCGAGGGGGAGGAGGUCGAGCCUGAGUCUGGGAGGGAGAAGCCUACCGGGGAAGAGGUUGAGCAGGAGCUUGAUGUGGCGGAGGGAGAGGGUGGGGAGCAGGUCUCGUGA
Colletotrichum lupini is the source of this 1101-nucleotide messenger RNA. RefSeq lists its product as uncharacterized. The record is from RefSeq and is a predicted model, not a curated record. The transcript has a single exon. NCBI's taxonomy places the organism in Eukaryota, Fungi, Ascomycota, Sordariomycetes, Glomerellales, Glomerellaceae. Bases 1 to 1101 code for a protein of 366 amino acids.